Molecule: messenger RNA, 1145 nt
Organism: Ictalurus punctatus (channel catfish)
Lineage: Eukaryota; Metazoa; Chordata; Actinopteri; Siluriformes; Ictaluridae
Gene: prpf38a
Product: pre-mRNA processing factor 38A
Exons: 10
Coding region: 72-1007 (311 amino acids)
Cellular component (GO): precatalytic spliceosome
Source: RefSeq, a predicted model, not a curated record
UAUUUGGGACGCGGCCGUUGACUGUGUUUCCGCCGGACUACAUGAGCGCGUUUGGAGUUGUUCUUUAGGCCAUGGCGAACAGAACAGUUAAAGAUGCCAACAGCAUACACGGAACUAAUCCGCAAUAUCUGGUGGAGAAAAUCAUUCGGACGCGAAUCUACGAGUCUAAAUACUGGAAAGAAGAAUGUUUCGGGCUUACAGCCGAGCUGGUCGUGGACAAAGCGAUGGAGCUGAAAUUCAUUGGCGGGGUGUACGGAGGCAACAUCAAACCCACCCCCUUCUUAUGUCUCACCCUGAAGAUGCUCCAGAUUCAGCCAGAAAAAGACAUCAUUGUGGAAUUCAUCAAGAACGAAGAUUUCAAAUAUGUCCGCCUGCUUGGAGCCAUGUAUAUGCGCUUGACCGGCACCUCAGUGGACUGCUAUAAGUAUCUGGAACCACUCUACAACGAUUACAGAAAGAUUAAAAGCCAGAACAGAAAUGGAGAGUUUGAACUGAUGCACGUGGACGAGUUCAUAGACGAGCUGCUUCAUGGCGAGCGCGUGUGUGAUAUCAUCCUCCCGAGGCUUCAGAAGAGGCAGGUUCUGGAGGAGGCUGAGCUGCUCGAUACACGUAUCAGUGCCCUGGAAGAAGACCUGGAUGAGGUGGAGUCCAGUGAAGAAGAAGAGGAGGAGGAGGAAGAGAAGCCGGAGCGAGUACAGGCGCCAGAGCCACACAGACGCAGUUACAGAGAUUUGGAUAGACCACGCAGAUCUCCAUCUCCUCGCUACAAACGAAGCCGCUCGCCCAGAAGACGAAGCAGAUCACCGAAGAGACGAAGUCCUUCUCCCAGACGUGAGCGAGAGCGCGAUCGUCACCGCAGUAAGAGUCCUCGCAGACACCGCAGCAGAUCCAGAGACAGGAGGCACCGCUCCAAAUCUCCAGGUCAUCACAGGAGCCACAGGCACCGCAGUCACUCAAAAUCACCAGAGAGUCGCUCGAAGAAGAGUCACAAGUCGAAGAGGAAAUGAAUGUCAUGGGAGUUGUGGUGUUUUUGUUUUGUUUUGUUUUUUUAAUAAAACUCACUUUUAUUAUUGAUUCGGGCAGUAAUGUAAAAAUUCAUGUUGUGAAUUUUCUCAUUAGCCCAUUAAAUCCACAAAUGAUUUUGA